UUCAAUGCUUGGAGAUAUGUUUAGUUCUAAAGAAUGUUCAAUCAAAACACAAUUCUGGUAUUUCAUGAUAGUAAAAAAAAUCCUGCAAGUCCCAGCAUUCCUAUGUUAAAUUAUAUUGAAUAUACAAGCAUUACAGUGCAUGGUGAAAGCAGCAGCAAGCCAGAGGGUUUCAUCUUUUGAGUCAUAACAACCCACAUCUCCACAAAGCAGCUUCAGUCAUAUUAGAGAGGACGGAAACAGUUCGGAGCAGAAGGCAAUGGAUAUCUACAGACUCCACCCAAAAUGGAUUUUUUUUUUGUACAUCGUAGAUGCAGAACUGUCAAAUACAGGGGCUGACGUUACUAUUCUCAGACACGUGACUUUGUUUGUUUCUUAUAACUAGUUAAAGUCAAUGGGGGAAGCUUAUUCAUCACUGAACUGUUGUUAUACUCUUGGUUAUCUGUUGUGUCUCCUGAGAGACAGAACAUGGAUGUCUUUACAACCUCAGACUAUGAAAGUGAUGCUUUUAAUUUCACAGAUUUUACAGACUUGACAACUGAUACUGAUGACUAUGAAUCGGACCUGGGUGGAUUAUGUAACAAAGAGUUGGUGCGACAGUUCAGUAAGACCUUCGAGCCCCCUCUCUACUGGAUCAUCUUUGUUGUGGGGGCUUUGGGCAACUUACUUGUUGUCUGCAUCUUCACAACUGUGCGUAACCGCCUCAAGACCAUGACUGAUGUGUACCUGCUGAAUCUGGCAGUGGCUGAUCUUCUGUUCCUAGGCACAUUGCCCUUCUGGGCAACAAAUGCUGCUCAGGGCUGGGUGUUCAACCAGGCCAUUUGCAAAGGAGUUUCUGCGGUCUACAAGAUCAACUUCUUCGCUAGCAUGCUCUUACUCACCUGCAUUAGUGUGGACCGCUACAUUGCUAUUGUUCAUGUAACCGAAGCACACAACUACAAAAACAAACGAAUGCUGUAUAGUAAGAUAACUUGUGUUUUUGUGUGGCUUGCCUCUUGCCUCUUAGCUCUACCAGAAUUUCUCUUCGCUAAAGUAAAAAACAUUGACUCCCAGAGCACUUCCUGUGUCAUGGUGUACUCGAUCACAGACAACAAUCGUACCAAAGUCUUGGUGUUAGCUUUACAGAUCUGUGUCGGCUUCCUACUUCCAUUGCUUGUCAUUGUGUUGUGUUACUCAGUCAUUAUUCGUAAACUCAUGCAGGCUCGAAGCUUUGAAAAACACAAGGCUCUAAGGGUCAUUUUUGCAGUUGUGGCCACUUUUAUUCUCUCACAGUUGCCAUUCAAUGGAUAUCUGAUUAUAGAAGCAGGCCAAGCCAACAAUGCCACAAUAACGAACUGUGAAGUCAUGCAAAGCUUAGAUAUGGCUGGACAAAUAGUGAAGUGUCUUGCCUACACACACUGUUGUCUGAAUCCCAUCCUUUACGUAUUUAUUGGCGUUCGCUUUCGGAAGGAUCUUUUCAGCCUGCUUCAGCGCAUGUCCUGUGGCCUGGGACUGGUCGACAACAGCAAACUGCAACAAGUUCCCAAGAGGCCCUCUGUUAUGUCUGACACCGACACCACCCCUGUUUUUUCUUUAUAGACCAGCCUACAGUAUUGACAACCUUUUAAAAAACUUUGUCUACAUCUUCAGAGUGUGUCAUUUUUAGAGUUAUAGGUCCAUAUAACUGCAAAUAUUUUUGGGCAAGGCCUUUGAAAUGUGCUUUAUGAUAGUAUUAUUCAUUUAUAGUUCUCUGGCAGUACAUGAUGGGAGAUUGUGAAGAUUUUUAAGCAUUUAACCACCAUUUUGAGAAGGAUGAUUCCAGUUAGAGCAGUGUAAUGUAUGCUGUAGGUACUAUUAUGAUUUUCAUACUUUUCUAGUAAACAUGUUGCAAAAAUAUUGUAAAGUGUAAAUAGAUUUUGUGAAUAUGUUAAGUGUAAUGGAUUUAAUUUUGUAUUAUAAAAUAAAGUAAA
This is a messenger RNA of Sinocyclocheilus rhinocerous, 1946 nucleotides long. RefSeq names its product C-C chemokine receptor type 9-like. The record is from RefSeq and is a predicted model, not a curated record. Gene Ontology annotation, biological process: cell chemotaxis; G protein-coupled receptor signaling pathway; calcium-mediated signaling. The transcript is spliced from 5 exons. Gene Ontology annotation, cellular component: external side of plasma membrane; membrane. Bases 466 to 1575 code for a protein of 369 amino acids. NCBI's taxonomy places the organism in Eukaryota, Metazoa, Chordata, Actinopteri, Cypriniformes, Cyprinidae. Gene Ontology annotation, molecular function: C-C chemokine binding; C-C chemokine receptor activity.